CAAUGCAAGACACAGUCGGGUCACCGGACUGAUAGGACCAGUACCAGGAAAGGAUCAGCACCAUCAUCAUGGGGAACUGUUGCGAGAGACUGGGUCCACAGAAGAACACCUACGUCCGUGUGAGUCUGCCAGCCGUCUGCUUCGUCUGGCAGAUUGCUAUGAUCAUCCUGUUUGGGGUUUUCAUCCGCUAUGACAAAGAAUCAGACGCACACUGGGUGGAGUACAAACAUAAAAAUAACCUGACCGACAUUGACAAUGACUUCUACUUCAGAUAUCCCAGCUUCCAGGACGUCCAUGUGAUGAUCUUUGUUGGAUUUGGUUUCCUCAUGACCUUUCUGAAACGCUACAGCUACGGCGGCGUGGGCUUCAACUUCCUGAUUGCCUCGUUCGGCCUGCAGUGGGCUCUUCUCAUGCAGGGCUGGUUCCACUUCUUUGAUCUGGAAACUGGAAAAAUCUACAUUGGGGUUGAGAACAUCAUCAAUGCAGACUUCUGCUGCGCCGGCUCUCUGAUCGCCUUCGGCGCCCUGCUGGGUAAAGUGAGCCCCGUCCAGCUCAUGGUUGUCACCUUGUUUGGAGUGACUUUGUUUGCUGUGGAGGAAUACAUCAUCCUUCAUCUGCUUCACUGCAGAGAUGCUGGGGGAUCCAUGGUCAUCCACUGCUUUGGAGGGUAUUAUGGACUGGCCAUUUCCUGGGUGCUCUAUCGACCAAACUUACAUCAAAGUAAACAGCUCCACGGGUCCAACUACCACUCGGAUCUGUUUGCAAUGAUUGGUACUUUGUUUCUGUGGAUGUACUGGCCCAGCUUCAACUCAGCUAUCGCAGACCACGGCGACGGACAGCACAGAGCGUUCAUAAACACCUACAUCGCCCUCGCCUCCUCCGUUCUCACUGCCGUCGCCUUGUCCAGCAUGUUCCAUAAAAGAGGAAAAUUGGACAUGGUUCAUAUCCAGAAUGCCACUCUGGCGGGUGCUGUAGCCAUGGGAACCUCAGCAGAGUUUAUGAUCACUCCUUACGGCUCGCUCAUUGUGGGCUUCUGCAUGGGCAUCAUCUCCACCUUCGGCUACGUCUUCGUCACACCCUUUUUGGAGAAAACUCUAAAGCUCCAGGACACGUGUGGUAUUCACAACCUGCAUGCCGUCCCAGGAAUGCUUGGCGGCUUCAUUGGUGCUAUUGUUGCUGCAACAGCUAAUGAAGAUGUCUACAGUAAAGAAGGGCUGAUAAAUGUAUUUGAUAAGGAGGGAAAAUAUGCAAACAGAGGAAUGGGAACGCAGGGAGGAUAUCAAGCUGCUGGGACAUGUGUGUCGAUCGCCUUUGGACUGGUUGGAGGAGCCAUUGUUGGGUUGAUCCUGAAGAUUCCUAUCUGGGGUGACGCUGCUGAUGAUCACUGCUUCGACGAUGAGGCUUACUGGGAGCUUCCCGAGGAAGAGGAGGAGACCCUUCCUCCUGUUUUGGAGUACAACAACCACAUGAUUCACAAAGGCCAAGACAUAACCGAGUCCAGUUUCUGUGUAGAGCAGAGUUAGAGACAAGCUGUUGAUUUAAAUUUGAACACAGUGCAGCUCUUCAGCAACUUAAUUUAAGAAGGUUUUUACUUUGCGGGUCUGGAUCUGAUUAUUGGAAACUAAAAUGUUAAAUGUGUUUAUUUUUAGAUCUAAAAUCAAUUCAAUCAGAUUUAGCGUGGACCUUUGUAAAUUAUUGCUGUGACCAUGUGACUUACUUCAGCCUGUAUGAUGUGACAUUGGAUGUUUUUAUGUUCUAUAAGCUGAUUUUUCUCAAUACUUUUUCAAUGUAAUGAUGUCUAAAGUAAUUUAAUUUACAACAGAAAGUUGUGUAGCUGAAAAAGGCUUUUAAAGUGUGCUAUUUUAUGUAAUGCAAACAGGAAAUAAUCAGGUUUGGAUAAGGCUGGUGUUGUCAAAUAUGGCAGGUUUAAAUAACGUUUCUACAUCCAUAGUUGUCUGCAUUUAUCAUUAAUUCUGACAGAGUAACUAUGAUUAGUUUUAUUGCUGGAGUGUUGAUUGUUAACUCCAGUCGCCAAAGGAAGUGCAUCACCAGGAAAACUCAGCUUUCAAACAUAAAACAUUAAUGUCUGCAUCAUGAACCGAAUUGUUUGUAAAGGUUUAUGAGACAGUAAGGGUUGAAAAGUCUUGUGUAUUUAAAAAAUUAUAUCAGUUUUUUAUCAGCAUGUAGCAUUAAACCUCACGACCAAUAAAACCUCAGUCGUAUGUAAAAUAAUAUGCCAGACAUAUUUAUAGGCAUCUUAUUUUGAAACUAACGGUUUUGAAAGUUAAUUCUCUUAUUGACAUAUUAUUGUUCUAGAGUUUGUAAGAUGAAAUUGUAUUUACCUGAAAUAAAAAUAAAAAAUAAAAAUACUGA
Molecule: messenger RNA, 2373 nt
Organism: Poeciliopsis prolifica (blackstripe livebearer)
Lineage: Eukaryota; Metazoa; Chordata; Actinopteri; Cyprinodontiformes; Poeciliidae
Product: ammonium transporter Rh type C 2-like
Exons: 11
Coding region: 69-1523 (484 amino acids)
Biological process (GO): ammonium homeostasis; ammonium transmembrane transport
Cellular component (GO): plasma membrane
Molecular function (GO): ammonium channel activity
Source: RefSeq, a predicted model, not a curated record